Molecule: messenger RNA, 1012 nt
Organism: Scaptodrosophila lebanonensis
Lineage: Eukaryota; Metazoa; Arthropoda; Insecta; Diptera; Drosophilidae
Gene: Dph4
Product: DPH4 homolog
Exons: 2
Coding region: 198-857 (219 amino acids)
Biological process (GO): positive regulation of ATP-dependent activity
Molecular function (GO): ferrous iron binding; ATPase activator activity
Source: RefSeq, a predicted model, not a curated record
UACAAAACGCGUAGCCAUAGUCGUAAAAUAGAAAUUUAUGUAAUUCUGUGUGUGUUACGAGCGUGCCUAGCUGUUUUGGUCACGCAGGAGUAGCCGGUUAAAAUAUGUAUGUGAAAUAUUCAUAAAACAGACAUUAAUUCUCAUCAACGACCGCACCCCUUUCUAAUGCACCAAAUUAAAAUUCGUGUUCGCAAAUUAUGAGAAACUUCUACGAAUUGCUCAAUGCGCCAGCAACGGCAACUUUUGAUGAACUAAAACGAAAUUAUAAGAAUUUAAUUCUACAAUGUCAUCCCGAUAAAUUACAACAACAUGGACAGAAGGAGGAACGGGUAUCAACGGCACCAUCAAUAGCUGUAAAUACGAGUGACCCAAAUUUAGAAAGCAGUAUCAGCAGUCUCAGCAAUUUCAAUGCCAUCAACGAGGCCUGGAACACGCUCAAAGAUCCCAUAAAGCGUAAACACUAUGAUGCCGAAUUACUGCAGUCGAAAUUUCAAACGCACAGCAACAUUUACGCCACCAUUACGUUAAGCGACAUGCGACGUGCCGAAGUUGAAAUGGAAGAGGUUGAAGGGGAAGAGGAACAGCCCGAAGCUGACGCAGACAAAGAGACAGUGUCAGCGACAACUAUGGGCUUUGCCUUUACGUACAAUUGCCGUUGUGGCGGUCAAUAUGUACUCGAUGAGGCUGCUGCUGGUGCUCUGGAUGAGUCACCAUCAUCAUCAGCAGCAGUCGCCACAUUAAAAGCAGACGCAGACGCAAGCGACAACGACGACAAAACAGCAGACAAGCCGGCUAGUGAAGUGAUUGUUGAGUGCAAUGAAUGCUCCUUGGUGAUUAUCGUUGAACGGAAAAAGUAGAAAAGAAACGCAUUCAGUUCGCACCAUGCUUUCAAUUAUCACUAUAAUAAGAUAUACAAUUCUAAAAAUUAGUUAAUGAGCUCUCGGAUUUUAUGAAUAUUGAUAUUUAUAAACAAUGGAAAUAACUUCGAAAAUAUUUAGUAUAUUUUGUGCUA